Molecule: messenger RNA, 2830 nt
Organism: Pseudomyrmex gracilis
Lineage: Eukaryota; Metazoa; Arthropoda; Insecta; Hymenoptera; Formicidae
Gene: EF1a-F2
Product: elongation factor 1-alpha
Exons: 5
Coding region: 234-1619 (461 amino acids)
Biological process (GO): translation; translational elongation
Molecular function (GO): translation elongation factor activity; GTP binding; GTPase activity
Source: RefSeq, a predicted model, not a curated record
GCUCGAACAUCGAGUGCAAUUCCGAUCGAAUGUUCAACAUUGCGCAAUCUCGUGCAACACGCAGCCGCGGCAAUAUGUUUUUGCGAAAUCCGAACGAAAUGGAUUUUUAAAAUACGAUUUUGUCGAGAUCGUUUUAGAGCGCAAUCGAUUCCUCCAGAUGCCGCCGCGGAUUCCAUAUUGCAUAUCGCGAUUUGCAGAAAGUGAAUCGAAAAUCUAGGAAAAACUAGUACAAAAUGGGCAAGGAAAAGACUCAUAUUAACAUUGUCGUCAUUGGACAUGUCGACUCCGGCAAGUCCACCACCACAGGUCAUUUGAUUUACAAAUGCGGUGGAAUUGACAAGAGAACAAUAGAAAAAUUCGAGAAGGAAGCCCAAGAGAUGGGCAAAGGCUCUUUCAAAUAUGCUUGGGUUUUGGAUAAACUCAAGGCUGAGCGUGAACGUGGUAUCACUAUUGAUAUCGCUCUUUGGAAGUUUGAAACCUCCAAAUACUAUGUUACGAUCAUUGACGCUCCUGGACACAGAGAUUUCAUCAAGAACAUGAUUACUGGUACUUCGCAGGCUGACUGCGCGGUAUUGAUUGUUGCUGCGGGCACUGGCGAGUUUGAGGCCGGUAUUUCCAAAAACGGACAGACUCGCGAGCACGCUCUGUUAGCUUUUACUCUUGGAGUAAAACAACUCAUCGUUGGUGUCAACAAGAUGGAUUCCACUGAACCCCCGUACUCCGAAACUCGAUUUGAAGAAAUUAAAAAAGAAGUCUCGUCAUACAUUAAGAAGAUCGGAUACAAUCCGGCUGCUGUUGCGUUUGUACCCAUUUCUGGCUGGCAUGGAGAUAAUAUGUUGGAAGUAUCCGCCAAAAUGCCCUGGUUCAAGGGAUGGACUGUUGAGCGCAAAGAAGGCAAGGCUGAAGGCAAAUGUCUCAUUGAAGCCCUCGACGCUAUUCUGCCACCUACCAGGCCAACUGAUAAGGCCUUGCGUCUUCCGCUUCAGGAUGUUUACAAGAUUGGUGGUAUCGGAACGGUUCCUGUUGGUAGGGUGGAAACUGGUGUGUUGAAACCUGGUAUGGUCGUCACAUUCGCACCUGCCGGUCUGACAACUGAAGUAAAAUCAGUUGAAAUGCACCACGAAGCCCUUCAGGAGGCCGUGCCCGGUGAUAACGUAGGUUUCAACGUUAAGAACGUGUCUGUUAAAGAAUUACGUCGUGGAUAUGUAGCCGGAGAUUCGAAAAACAACCCGCCUAAGGGCGCCGCUGACUUUACCGCACAGGUCAUCGUUCUCAACCAUCCUGGUCAAAUUAGCAACGGAUACACGCCGGUGCUGGAUUGCCACACUGCACAUAUUGCCUGCAAAUUUGCUGAGAUCAAAGAAAAAUGUGACCGUCGUACUGGCAAAACUACUGAAGAAAACCCGAAGGCUAUCAAAUCCGGCGACGCUGCCAUCGUCACAUUGGUGCCAUCCAAGCCCAUGUGCGUAGAAGCGUUCCAAGAGUUCCCACCUCUGGGUCGUUUCGCAGUUCGUGAUAUGCGUCAGACGGUAGCUGUUGGUGUCAUUAAGGCUGUCAACUUCAAAGAUCAGGCUGGAAAAGUCACCAAAGCCGCCGAGAAAGCCCAGAAGAAAAAAUAACUAUUGUAAUAGUUUCCGUGUAUACACCGAUAGUUUCCGUGCGAAUAUGCCGCCGGAUGGGCACUGGUGUACAUCGGGCGACGUAGCCCGUUCUCUUUUCUCAUGUACUUCGUGCAAGAGGAGUAUCGUAUUGUCACCGUUGUCAGAAUAUUCUCUGCAGCCACGUCCCAAGCCGCGAAGAUCGAUUCUUCACGCCUGCGAGAUCGCGCGGUUGCCGCGCUUUCUCGACACACGAAUGUUCCGUAUGUCUAAAUGGUUGCUGCGUCACUUCUUUCAUCGUAAGGCAUUUCGCAGGAAAGGAAACGUGGCUGACAGAGAGUAUUAUUUCCUAACGGCCGACGAACGUGUAUCUUUCUUUCGCGUGAAUCGCAUGCGGAGAAAGAGAACGGACUUCGUACGAGCUAACUAAUAUAACAUCUACUUUAUAACGAACAGACAUUAACAUCGUAAUUUAGUGCGACUUAAAUACAUUUUCUUCUUAUACGGAUAUAAAAUUUGUAUUUCGAAUAUACGAAAUAUUUAUUUUCGUAUAAUUAGGAAAUAUAAUUAAGCCUUGCUGUUCUUCAUGUAUCGCUCUCACAUCUAUCGUAGUUAUACACGAUCUGACCAGAAAUAAAGUAAUAAUAAUAUAUCGCGGCGAUGCUCCAUAUCCUUUGUCUUCUUGGUAGCUUUUUAUAUUAAUCGUUCAGAUUAUUAUAUUCAUUCAGAAAAUUAGAGUAGAGAAGACAACGGUGGUAGGCCUUGACACACACACGCAAAAGUAGAUUUUGUUGUUGGGAUGUGGGACCUGUUUUCUCUAAUACUUUACCGUUCUAUAAUGCGAUUGAAGAGCUUAUUUUUCAGAAUACACUUCUGAAUUCGUAUAUUUGAGAACAAAGUCUACGAAGCUGUCCACGAGUUUCUAUAAAAAUAAACAUUUUUUCGCUAAUUUAUAUAUAUAGUUUGGAGACGAGAGCUUUUCAAUUAGAUAAGACAAGUCCAAAAACCUUGAGAACACCUUUUUCUACGAGAUAAAUUCUUUUUAUCAAUUAACGUUUCCGAACAAACGCAGUGCAUGCACACAAAAAAAAGUGACUUGCAAUUCGACUUGGCAUUUUUUAUCCCGCGAUUCUACUAACUGGGUUGAGAUAUUGACAGUUUUCUGUACAUACAUAUAUAAAUAUUCAACGAUGAGGAGUAAGAGCGAAAAUAAAGAAGCUACGGAAACGAAA